AUUCGAAAUCUGUAUCUGAAAUUUAUUUCUGAAUUUGAACUUCCAUGCUAAUAUAAACAUAUUUAAGGCUAUUAUUUUCUCGCAUCUCUUUCAGUAUAAAGUCAUGGAGAGUGACGAACAGAUUGAAAGUAAACCGAAUAAAACAGAAAAGUCGUCAGAAAAAUCAGGCCGGUCAAGAAGAAAAAGUAAAGAUGGCAGGUCUAGAACAAGAAGUGAACAUUCUAGAAGAACAAGAAAGUCUGCGGAGGAUUACACCAAUCAAGGAACCAGAUCAAGACAUGAAUCUGAACCUGAUAAAAGUUCUCGCAGAUCCAAAUCUAAGAGAUCUCGCAGGUCAGACUCUAAAAAUGAACGGAAAAUGAUUGUGCCAGAAGAAGAAGCUGAUAGAUCCCACAAAAGUCGUGAAAACUUAACCAAGUCUCAUAGGUCAGAGCACUAUGUCCGUAACUCUGACAGAUUACACGAAUCAGAACGAUCAAAAUCAAGAAAAAGGUCAGAAAGAUCGCACAGACCAAAAUCAAAGGACGAGUCCGGAGGGGUUGAAAAUUCAGAGCGGUCAAAAAAGUCGAAAGAAAGAAGAGAACAGUCAGGAACUUCAAAAUCAAAGGAGAGGUCAGAGGGACCACAUAAAUCAAGAUCAAAAAUGGAAUCAUCAGACAAGAGCCGAUCAAAAAGACAUUCAGAUAAAGAGAGGGAAAGUAAAAAUAAUACUGAGAAGAGAUCUAGAAGAUCCUCUAAAUCUAAAGAAGCAUCUUCAAAAGAAAACAAGUCAGCAGCAGUAAAACAUAGAUCGGUGAAACAAUCAAGUGACCACUUCAGUAAAGAUGACGGGGGAAAGAUAUCAGAAAGAGAUCGAGAUUCAAAGCGUAAACACGGAGUUCCCAGAGGAGGAAAGCAGAGGAAAAUUAAUCCUGAAGAUGCUACGGAAGCAGAGAGAAGAGAAAAUAUUUAUGACGAAGAGGAGAAAACGGCAAGUGAGGAUGAACUCACAAAAACACCAUCACUCAAGGUUCUAAACACAAAGGGUCUAAAACCAACCAAACAGGCAGAAGUAAUACCUCUAAAAAUGGAAAUAGAUCUAAAUACAAUUAAUUUACUAAAGAGAGAAGAAGAAACACGGUCACCUGAUACACAGUACGCUCUACAGAGGAGGAAACUUCUACAGGACAAACAUUUGGUACUUCCUGAGUCAACUGAAAAUACUAUUUUCAAAAGGUUCGAAGCAGCAUUGCAUCAAGAUGACAUACCCACUUACAAGGUCACGAAGAUAGAAACGAAGCCUGGUGAUCCAAAUCUGUCCAACACUAUGAACAGGGUAAAAGUGAGAUACCAUAACAUGCUGACACCCCCUAAAAGAGAAAGAGAAAGAGAAAGAGAUAUAACCCAACCUACAGUUGAGCAGAUUACAGGGCUGAUCCCGGUCAGAGAAGAACCAGAACCACGUGAUUUAUCAGACAGGAGCUAUGAAUUUCAGUAUGUUAAACCAGAUUUAAUAACACCCGAGUUGAAGUCUCAAAAUACUAGUGACCUUACAAAGAAAAAGAAGUUUAAGAAGUCGACAGACGAUUUCGACAAAAAAUUGAAAGAACUGCAAGAGUCAGACGCAAAGAAAAUAGAGCCGUUGGAUAGCCCAAAACCGACUCCAGAUGCUCCAACUCCGUUGCAAGAAAAUAAAGAAGUAGCGACUGAUGCCGUGACCUUGACGGUACAAAACUUGGAAAUCACUAACGAGGAACUUAACAAGUAUCGACAACAAAUUAUAAACCUACCGGCAGUAGAAGUACAACCCCCCGUAACAGAGAUGUCAGAAAAUAAAGUUUCAGAGAGGAAUAAAGGAAAGCCAAAGAAGAAACAAAGAGAAGAAAAGAAGAAACAGAGAGAAGACGUUGAUGAGAAAGUAAGUCGGUUAGAAAGGAGGGUGCUGAAAAAUUGGGACCAGGACAGUGUUACUUUAUACUCGCAGUCUUCUGAAUCCUUAUGUUUAACGGACACAAAAGAAAUUGAUUUUGAAGAAAUGAUGAAACAAGAUUUUGACUUGGAGAGGAGCGUGAGUAUAAGAAUAGAUCGGCCGAAAGAAGUUGUUGACGAGGAGGAAAAUGAGACGGAAAUCUCGGUUGCUUAUAAAAGUGAUCAAUCAGAACUUCCUAGAGAAAAGGAGGCAACAUCGCAAUUAGAUGCUGACGAGACUGUAGAGGACUCAAAGACGGAGGAAAGUAAAAACAUGAUAGAAGUCAGUCCUGAUCAGCCUACCAAAGUGAACUCUGAGCAGGAAGAUGUUUCUGAUAUUGACUACAUGAAUGUAAUGAGACUGGACUUCUUGGGUGCUGACACAAUGGAGAAUGAUAACAAACUUAACGUAUAUUCCUCGGGUAGUUCCCAUGUCACUGAUAGAUCUGAAGCCUCUGGUGUGGAGGAGAUAGACUCAUUAGAAGAGAGACUUCUUAUCGGCCUUAAAAGCGGCGAAGUCUUUGACCACAAAGGGUUCUUAAAACGAAAUAUUUCGGGGGCAAAAGAUGGAAAAACGUUUACAGUAGAACCUUACGUCAAACCUACACCACCACCUAUGACAAAUCUAAAGAAACCUCUUCAAUACGAGAGCGUCCUGAUCGAAGUGCCGCUCAACACAAAAAGUCUAGAAGAAGAGGGAGCUUGGGAGAGGUUUAAGCAGAGAGUCAAAGACAUGAUCUGGUCUGAUAUGGAAGAAGGUUCUAGACAGCCAAAGUGCAUUAGAAUGGUCCGGUACCGCGAGAAUGAAGAGGAUGAGUUAGAUCUGGAACCUCCAACUCAUACUUAUGUCGAAUCAAUCGGAGGAGAAGAGUAUGAAUUUGAUUCUGAUGCAAGUGAUUCGUUAGACGAACUUGACAUUAAGUUGUUCCACUUUGAUAAGAUCCUACAGCAGAACUGGGCAAAAGGAUCACGUUUAAACUCGAACAAGUGGAUAAAAAGAAUAGCCGAAGAUGAACUUGAGAACACAAGGGAAAGUCCAGAUUUCAUGACGAAGCGAUUGGAAAACCGAGGUGUAAUAAACCCUCCAAUCUACUCACAUAUUUUGGAAGAGGACAUUGCUUCCCCUCUUGACUCAGUGGACAACAUGAUUCUGUCUGUGGAUAGAAACCUUAAAGUGAAGUGGUAUGCAGAACAAUUGAUUGCUGAUGAGAGUGGAAUGCACAAGGAAGAGUUAACGGAUGGGCUGGUUUCUUUGUUGAGAAAAACUGGUCAGAAUGAUAUGAACAUUUCGCGAAUCGUAUCUUCUAAAGGGAGAUUGAGACAAUAUUUAGAAAAGGAAUUGGAUUCUCCUCUUCUAGAAAAAGAUAUUCGGAAAAUUGAAUUCUUAUUGGGGGAUACUCAAAGGGAGCCUGAAAAAUCGUGGAAGAAACUUGAAAAGUUGCAAAAAACGGGCGAAAAAGGUGAAACCUAA
Messenger RNA from Bolinopsis microptera, 3418 nucleotides. RefSeq names its product zinc finger CCCH domain-containing protein 13-like. The transcript is spliced from 2 exons. Bases 104 to 3418 code for a protein of 1104 amino acids. NCBI's taxonomy places the organism in Eukaryota, Metazoa, Ctenophora, Tentaculata, Lobata, Bolinopsidae. The record is from RefSeq and is a predicted model, not a curated record.